Messenger RNA from Chlorella variabilis, 1710 nucleotides. RefSeq lists its product as hypothetical. The coding region runs from base 1 to 1710 and encodes 569 amino acids. The record is from RefSeq and is a predicted model, not a curated record. NCBI's taxonomy places the organism in Eukaryota, Viridiplantae, Chlorophyta, Trebouxiophyceae, Chlorellales, Chlorellaceae. The transcript is spliced from 6 exons.
AUGGGCAGCACUUGGCUGCAGCAGCUGGCUGCCUGGUGGCCGCCAGGCCGUCGGGGGCAGGCCACCGCGCUGGCGGCAGCGGCGCCUGCCGGCGGCGCGCAGGUGCUGGAUGGCCUGCAGGGCUCGGACGCGGCGGCAGGCCAGCCCGCCAAGUCGCACCUGGUGGUGAUGGUGCACGGGCUGUUUGGGACCCGCGACAACUGGCGGGCCAUCAGCGAGCUGCUGGCGCAGCAGCUGGACCCCGCCAGCACCCUGCUCUUUGUGUCGCACUGCAACGAGCGGCAGCGCACGUUUGAGGGGGUGGACGUGUGCGGGGAGCGGCUGGCGGAGGAGAUUCGGCGCGUGGCGGCGCAGCACCCGGGCCUCACCCGCAUCUCCAUCCUUGGCCACUCCAUGGGCGGCCUGAUCAGCCGCUACGCGGCGGGCAGGCUGUACGACCCGGCCGCGGGCACCAUGGCGGGGCUGGCGCCGUGCCAUUUUGUGGCCAUGGCCACGCCGCACCUGGGCUGCGACGCGCGGCGCAACCCGGCGCAGGUACCGCUCAUCAGCUGGCUGUCCGCGCUGCCGGCAAUGGGAGGCGCCGUGCACAGCGUCGUGUCGGAGCUGGCGGCGCCCGUGUCUGAGCUGACGAUGGGGCGGGUGGGGCGCCAGUUCUUCCUGUCAGAUGACGAGGAGGGAGGCGGCUCGCCGGCGGCGCCGCAGGCCCGGGCGCAGCAGCCAGCAGCCGAUGCAAGGCCAGGCGGCGGCGCCGGCGGCGGCGGCCGCCGUCGACCCCCGCUGCUGUACCGCCUGACUCAGGACCAGCCGCAGGAGGGCCUGCUGUUCAUGUCGGCUCUGGCCGCCUUUGAGACGCGCACCCUGUACGCCAACAGCUCAGGCGACCAUCUGGUGGGCUGGGCCAACAGCUCCCUGCGCCGCCUGGGGGAGCUGCCCCCUAAGAGCGGGAGGGGCACAGGCGUGGUGCGGGAGGACCCUCUGGAGGCUGCCUGGGCGCCGCACCAGCGCCCCGCGCUGCACGCCACCCCCGCCGCCGCCGCGCUGCACAGCGGCGAGGGGCGCCAGGUCAGCGAGGACGCCAUCCUGCGGGCUCGCAGCGCGGGGCAGCUUGCCGGCGGCAGUGGCAGCGGCGCCUUGCCGGCGGUGGCGGCGGGCGUGGAGGGCGCGUCGCAGUACGCGGCGUUUCCGGCGGGGCCCGCAGGCAGCUCGCAGCAGCAGCUGACAGUGGGCAGGCAGGGCCUGGCUGGCAUCAUGGAUAUGGAAGCCCGUGGUCAGGCGCCUGCUGCUAUGGGUGGCAGCCCCGGUGCCAGCAGGCCGGCUUCCCUGCUGGGGCAGGCGGCAGCGGCCGGUGAACGCCAAGCCAGCGGCGGUGGAGUCGCCAGCAGCAGCAGCAGCGGCGCUGCCGUCGGGAGCAGCAGCCUGGGCGCACCCAGCCCCGAGGAGCAGCGUGUGGAGGAGAUGCUAACACGGCUGCAGGCGCUGGCCUGGCGGCGGGUGGACGUCUGCUUUGGCGCCACCCUGCUGCCGCUGCUGUCCCACCAGCACAUCCAGAUGCAGCGCUGGUGGGUCAACUGGCCCGGGCGGGCCGUUGUGAAGCAUCUGGCCCUCCAGAUCCAAGCCAUGGAGCAGCUGAGGCAGCCGGGGCAGCAGCAGCAGCAGCAGCAGCACCAGCACCAGCAGCAGCAGCAGGAGGCGGAGGUAGCGGCGGGAUGA